AUGUGUUCUCUCCUUCCCUCCCUGGGAAAACCAAAGUCAUGCUAUGCCUCACUGCGCCAGUGCUCGGACCUGCGAAAUCAACGGGAUUACGACUGUUACUGGUGCGGUUUGCAGUCGCAGUACAUGAGUCGUACUGUUUCGUGGAAUCUACUAGACCAGCCUUUUCCUUGCACGCUGCCGCCACUAGAAUCAACUGCUUCCACUCUGAAGGAGGUAAACCAGGCUGCCGACCUUCGCCAAUCCUCCAUGUCGCACUCCAGCCUCGACGCUGUAUCCCGAGUAGCGGAACUGCAGCAAAUCAUCAACAGGUUGAAGACAGAAAACAAAGACCUGACCAUCAAGUUGCAGGACGCCCAGGAAGAGAUGUUGGCUCACUCCUACCAGGACGUCAAGACCUUCCUUGCCAAAACUGACAAUUCAUUUGGUAUCGAGGUUGACAAACUGACUAAGGAGGAGGUUGUUGAUCUGUGGACCCAGGAGAAAUUCGGGAACAUGCAAUUGCGGGCCUACAUCGAUCAGAUCCUCGAGAAGGUGGUGACGCAUAAUCCUGAACUGCUCGAACACGCCUAG
Messenger RNA from Dibothriocephalus latus, 570 nucleotides. The record is from the annotation of a GenBank genome assembly. NCBI's taxonomy places the organism in Eukaryota, Metazoa, Platyhelminthes, Cestoda, Diphyllobothriidea, Diphyllobothriidae.